UGUUUUGGCGGAAGUUGGCAGUAAAAUCAUGGCCGCGUCCUCGUACAAGCGGUGAUGUUUUUUUUAAGAAAUAAAUAAACAGUUGUUAUUUUGAAGCGCCCGUAAUCGGGUCACACAAAGUGACUGUUAGGUAUUAAUAUAGUUUAUUUAAAAUUUAACAUAAUAAUGUUCUUCGUAAAGGCUGCGGCCCACGGGCUGACGGGAGCCUGCAGAGCUCACGGUCACCAGCAAGUUCCUUUGCAGAGCUUUUUGAAAGUCCUCACUGCUGGAAUCAAGACGUUUACUAUUCCUCCUAACUUCAGUGAUGUGGUGCUGCCAGAAAAACCCAAGCUGAAGUUUCUGGAAAAGGUGCCUAACUUAAAAAAGGCCAAAAAAGAGCCGAGGAAGCUGCGAGAUAUCCAAGGCCCAUCAAAGGCUGCAACUUCCUUCCUGAAUGGACAGUUCGGCAUUCUAGCCAUGGGUGGGGGCUACUUGCGUUGGGGUCAUCUCGAGAUGAUACGUCUGACUAUUAAUCGCAAGAUGGAUCCCCGAACGACAUUCGCCCGGUGGCGCAUUAAUGCCCCAUAUAAGCCCAUCACAAGUAAAAGUCUGGGUCAUCGCAUGGGUGGGGGUAAAGGAGACAUUGAAUACUACGUGACCCCAGUUCGUGCCGGACGUUUGAUUGUGGAGUUGGGAGGAAAGAUUGAUCUGGGCGAGAUUGAACAAUUCUUAACUGAAGUGGCUAAGAAGCUGCCUUUCCCUGCCAAGGUGGUGAGCAGAGAGAGUCUUGCAGAAAUGCAUAGGUUGCGUCAGGAGAUGGAGCAAAAUAACCAGAACCCCUGGACCUUUAAGAAGGUAGUUCAGGGCAACAUGAUGGGUAUCAGGAGGGUUCUCAGUCCCUUGGACCUGCGCGACCAUGGACGCCAUUCAGGCAAAUUUUUCUUCCCGUGGAGGUUGUGACAGACCUGAGGGACAGUUGUUGAUGCAGUCCUCCGACAUCUGGAUCACAUGAGUGAAGAUAUUUAAAUUUUCAGUCAAAUACGGGAUUUUUUUUGUCUUCUCCUUAUUUGUUACAGUGUCACAUUUUACUGAAACAAACUUGCUCCUGUGAAAUAAACUUUAUUUCAUAUGUCAA
Nematolebias whitei (Rio pearlfish) is the source of this 1114-nucleotide messenger RNA. It is a transcript of the gene mrpl16, whose product is annotated as mitochondrial ribosomal protein L16. Gene Ontology annotation, molecular function: structural constituent of ribosome; rRNA binding. Gene Ontology annotation, cellular component: mitochondrial large ribosomal subunit; ribosome. The coding region runs from base 166 to 939 and encodes 257 amino acids. Gene Ontology annotation, biological process: mitochondrial translation. Lineage: Eukaryota; Metazoa; Chordata; Actinopteri; Cyprinodontiformes; Rivulidae. The transcript is spliced from 5 exons. The record is from RefSeq and is a predicted model, not a curated record.